Messenger RNA from Penicillium maclennaniae, 1170 nucleotides. Its product is annotated as SDR family oxidoreductase. The coding region runs from base 1 to 1170 and encodes 389 amino acids. The transcript has 2 exons. NCBI's taxonomy places the organism in Eukaryota, Fungi, Ascomycota, Eurotiomycetes, Eurotiales, Aspergillaceae. The record is from RefSeq and is a predicted model, not a curated record.
AUGGAAAGCGUCUCGUCUACUGGUAAUCACGCGCUCGUGUUUGGCGCCUCCGGCAUAUCGGGGUGGGCAAUAGUCGAUGCCAUUUUGAAAAACUAUCCCGAGAGGGAGUCAUUCGGCCGGGUGACUGCUCUUACCAAUCGUCCUCUGCCCCUUCAGGUCGCACAAUGGCCAGCAUCCGAGAAGCUGGACAUUGUGUCUGGGCUCGAUCUCUUACGAAGCAACAGCCAGGCGGAGUUGGAGGCUGAAAUGAAGGAUCGUAUCACUGGCAUCGAAGAUGUCUCAAUUAUUUAUUUCUUCGCAUACGUGAUGGAUACGGAACCCGACAAAGAGAUUGAAAUUAACAACAAGUUGUUGAAAAGGGCCGUCACAGCCGUCGAGAAGUUAAGCAAGAAGUUAAAUGCAGGCAUACGGGGUCCAUCUUAUCGAUCAAUUUCCCUGGAAAGACAGUCUGCCUCUCAGGAAUCGCUUCCUCGCAUCCCUGAACCGUUCGCCUCGCAGAUCUUCUACUACAAUCAGCUCGACCAGUUGCGAUCCCUUUCCGCGGGAAAGCUGUGGAAAUUCUGUAACGUUAUCCCGGACGUGGUCGUGGGCUUUGUCCCCAACAACAACGUGUACUGUCUAGCUCAGUGGCUCGCCUUGUACCUCACUCUUUAUCGGGAGAUCUACGGCAAGGGUAGCUACGUGGUCUUUCCGGGGACGUUGAAAAGCUGGGUCAUCAAGAGCAACGACACCAGUCAGCAUGUCCUCGCUCGAUUCGCAAUAUAUGCAAGCCUUCACCCGCAAGUUAGCUCUGGUGAGAGUUUCAACGUUGCCGACGCUGCGCAGCCUUCUAAUUGGUCAACCAAAUGGCCUAUAAUUUGUGAAUACUUCGGGCUCAAUGGAGUGGCACCAACUGAAGCUUCUGGGCCAGACCCUGCCGAAUUCCUCACCAGCAACAGGGAAAGGUGGCUGGGGAUUGAGAAGAAGUAUAAUCUGCGGACGGGCCGUGUGGGAAGUGACAAGAGCUUUGGUGGAUAUACUCAUUUCAUUAUGUCAAUGUUCAAUUUUGAUCGUCAGUUGGACUUGAGCAAAACUCACCGGGCCUGGGGCUCCGCAACGGAGGAGCUGGGAAUCAAGGAGACUUGGUACACUGCAUUUGACAAGUUUCGAAGUGCAGGGAUCAUCCCGUAG